AUGUCGUCCAUGAACGCUCGCUUCAAAAAUCUCGUAAGCGGCUCGAGACGGCGAUCUUCCAACAACGUUGCGGCCCAAAACACCACGCCGACCCCGCCCCCGGGCAGCACCAGCUCGCUAUCUCCGCCAUCCAACGCCAGCUCGUCCAACACCUCGCUCCCGAUGAAUCCCAACAAUCCGCUGGGCCGCCCGCCCUCGUACACCUACGCGCCGCCCGGUCAGCACUUGGCUGCCGGCACCCACCCGCCGCGCACCUCGAGUCCGAUGCCGCCCCCACCCAUCAACACCGCCCAAGGCCAUUACCCGCCCCAGGGCCAGAUGUAUGGCCAGCCGCCGCCUGCCGGGCCGCCGGGAUACCCUCCGCAGGCCCAGCAGCCAAGCUACGGUGGAUACGGGAACCCGCCGCCGGCAGGCCCACAGGCGUACGCCCGUCCGCAGGCCGUAGAGGUUGAGGGUGCGGGACGGAGCAAGGCCCAGUUGAUCGUCGGCAUUGAUUUUGGCACUACGUUUUCUGGCGUCGCCUUCGCUUUCGCUACCAACACCGAGGCAAAGGAAGACAUCAUCACUGAAUGGCCCGGCGCAGGAAACCAGACAAAGCAAAAGAUUCCCACCGUGCUCUAUUAUGACCAGUAUCAGAAGGUCGUAGGGUGGGGGCCAGACAUUGCCGACGCUUUGGCCCCCACUGGCUACCCUAAGCCCGGUGUGCAGAAGGUGGAGUGGUUCAAGCUUCAGCUGAUGCUCUCGGGCAACACCUACAUUGAUCCAAUCAAUUUGCCGCCGCUUCCGCCUGGAAAGUCUGAGAUCGAUGUUGCGGCCGACUACCUUUUCCACCUGCGCCAGGCGAUGCGCAACCAGCUGCAAAAGACGCUCGGCGAAGUCUUCAAUCGCGAGGAGCGCAACAUCCGCUACUACCUCACUGUGCCUGCCAUCUGGAAUGAUGCCGGCAAAGCUGCGACGAGGGCAGCCGCGAUUCAGGCCGGCUUCCUCCGGGAUGAGAACGACAACAGGCUGACGCUCAUCACUGAACCUGAGGCGGCAGCAAUGUUCUGCUCCAAAACCGGUUUGUUGAACCUCAAGGUGCAUGACGCAGUCUUGAUUGUCGACUGCGGUGGCGGUACUGUCGAUUUGAUCGCCUACGAGGUUGAGGAGGAGCAGCCUUUCUCUGUCGCGGAGUGCACGGCAGGCUCGGGCGACUCUUGCGGCUCCACGGCGCUAAACCGGAACUUCAGCAACAUUCUUCGCGCCAAGAUUAGGAAGAUGAAGCUUCCCGAUGGCUCCAAAACAGCAGGCAAGGUGUACGCCAAAUGCAUCAUGGACUUCGAGAACAGAAUCAAGGCAGAUUUCAGAAACAACGGUCAAAAAUGGGCUGUUGAUGUCGGUAUCGAGGCCGAGUUCCCCGAGGCUGGUAUUGAGGAGGGCUACAUGACAUUCACGAACGAGGAGAUUCUGCAGUGCUUCGAGCCUGUGGUAAACAGAAUUCUGGAGCUGGUGCGGAACCAGAUCAUCGCGAUCCAGGCGCAAAACAGGAACCUUCAGAACGUGCUCGUCGUCGGCGGUUUUGGUGCAUCGGAGUAUCUUUUCCAGCAGAUCAAGCUCCACGUACCUCCACAGUUCCAAUCCAAGGUCGUGCGUCCUAUGGACUCGGUGGCUGCCAUCGUCAAAGGUGCAGUCACCGCUGGUAUCACCGAGCGCAUCAUCACGCACCGUGUCGCUCGAAGACACUACCUCAUGGCAACCCUACAGCCGUUCAAAGAGGGUCACCAUCCAGAGCAGUACCGUGUUCCUUCGCUCGAUGGCAAGGAUCGUUGCAAAUUUACUCGCCAAAUAUUCGUCCAGAAAGGCCAGCGAGUUAAGAUCGGCGAACCCGUCAAGGUUUCUUUCUUCCGGCAGGUGGCUCCUGGCGCAACCUUGAUGUACGAGGAUAUUCUUUACGCUUGCGACGACGACGUCUGCCCGGAGUACACCAAAGAUCCCCGCAUCAAGGAAGUCGUCACGCUUACCUCGGAUCUGUCACGCAAGAAUCUGGAAAAGGACUUCGAGCGGAUGGACACGCCACAAGGCACAUUCUACCGCGUGUACUUCGAUAUCUAUCUCACGCUGGAUGGCAGUGAGUUCAAUGCUGAACUGGUCUGCCAGGGUGAGGUCAUGGGCAGAUGCACUGCGAAGUUCAGAUGA
Diplodia corticola is the source of this 2175-nucleotide messenger RNA. Its product is annotated as hsp70-like protein. The transcript has 5 exons. Gene Ontology annotation, molecular function: ATP-dependent protein folding chaperone; ATP binding. The record is from RefSeq and is a predicted model, not a curated record. The coding region runs from base 1 to 2175 and encodes 724 amino acids. Lineage: Eukaryota; Fungi; Ascomycota; Dothideomycetes; Botryosphaeriales; Botryosphaeriaceae.